This is a messenger RNA of Puccinia graminis f. sp. tritici CRL 75-36-700-3, 1334 nucleotides long. RefSeq lists its product as uncharacterized. The record is from RefSeq and is a predicted model, not a curated record. Gene Ontology annotation, cellular component: endoplasmic reticulum membrane. Gene Ontology annotation, biological process: CAAX-box protein processing. The transcript is spliced from 6 exons. NCBI's taxonomy places the organism in Eukaryota, Fungi, Basidiomycota, Pucciniomycetes, Pucciniales, Pucciniaceae. Bases 173 to 1213 code for a protein of 346 amino acids. Gene Ontology annotation, molecular function: metalloendopeptidase activity.
AACAAAAAAAACAUGGCGAUCGGUUCAAGUAGUACAACCAGGAUAGUGGAAUGCAGGCUAAUAUAGGCCGAAUAUCCCUGUCGUGGCUCUGCCAGUCGCCGGCCUACAAAACACAAUCACCAACACACUCCGGGAUAUACAUCCUACCUGUCUUGGACCAACAACAACCGAGAUGUCGACAACAAUUGAGCACUUCCUGACGCCUGGUGCCGCCCAUGCGGCCUCGGCCUUCGCCGCCUGCAGCUACGUGGGCGUCCUGUACCUCUUUCCAUCCUGCCGCACCCGGCCCUUGGAGACCGACCAGGAAGGCCGCAGACUCGAUCGCCUGCACCCGGUUAUCCUCAAGGCCCGGCUCUGGGCCGUCUCCGUCAGCUGCUUCUUCAGCCUCCUCCUGGUCGCCGUUCUCGCUGGAGCUUGCUCAGAUACACCUCUUCCAUCCUCCUCUAUCGGCGAGACUCUCCACCGAACGCUAGUGCUCACGGGGCUCGAAACGCGCCAGAUACACUCGACUCUGGAACACAUCCGACUCCUAAUCCAGCCGGUGAUCCUGACGGCGAUUCUAUACCUAGGGGCAAUCUACACGGAUGUAGUACUAGAGCCGAAAAAGCGGACUGGUGAUGAGGGUCCAUCGAGUGGAAGACUCAAGGAGAUCAUCAACAUCUAUGUCGUUCGGGCCUUGAUUCUCGGCCCUCUGUACGAAGAGAUCGUCUUUCGCGGGUGUAUCCUGGCCUUCCAUUCUCUCGUCUCGCCCGCCGACCAGCUAUCUAAAACCAAACUCAUCUUCUCCACUCCGCUCUGGUUCGGCUUCGCUCAUGUCCAUGGUGUUUGGGAGACUUAUCGCACCCUGGGCGGGGGCAAGAAGGCCCUGAUGAUCGCGACCAUCCAAAGUACUUUUCAGUUCAUCUAUACUACCAUCUUCGGCUGGUAUGCUGCAUUUGUUUUCCUGCGAACCGGUUCCGUGAUUUCGGCGACGCUUUGCCAUAGUUUUUGCAACUAUAUGGGACUGCCACCCAUCUUAGAAUCGAUGAAAAGAUUCCCAAAUAAACGGAUAGCCAUUGCGUUUUAUUAUUUGGGUGGGAUGGGUGCGUUUGGAUAUCUGUUGCAAAGAUGGGCUGUCGAUCCGGCCUUGUUCCCGUCCAACUCUUCCUUCUGGACCACCCGUACAGUUGCGGACGGCAAAAACCGACCCUGGAUUUGCAGGAUGUCCGAAUAGUUUAGCUGAAAAAUUGAAUUUUUUUUUGUAUUUACAUGGUUUUCCAGCCCUUUUGGGGCCAAAGAUCAAUAUAAAACUGGCUCAGAGUGUCGAAUAAACACUCCAAGUUGAUGCUACAGGC